AUGUCGGACAUUAAAGAACCCAAGGAAGACCCGCUCACCAGCAACACGAAGGAGGUCGCAGCCGGGGAGAUCACCGGGGAAAUCCGAGAUAUCGGAGCUGAGCUCUAUGCCGAAGUUGAUCAAUUGACGCCCGAGGAGCUGGAGCGCGAGGGCGCCGAAGUGCGCAAAUUGCUGGAUUGGCGGAUCCUGCCCAUUCUCUAUGUGACGUACGUGAUUCAGUUUCUGGACAAGUUGUCUCUCAAUUAUGCCUCGGCGUACUCGCUCAUUCCAGAUCUCGGUCUGGAGGGCCAGAGGUACUCCUGGGUCGCGGCCAUUUUCAACUUUGGAUAUCUCUUCUGGGCAGUGCCGUCAAAUCUCCUGAUUCAGCGCCUGCCAUUGGCCAAAUACAUGGGCACAGUCAUCAUCCUCUGGGCGGGUCUUGUCAUUGCGCACAUCGGGGCUAAGAACUAUGCCGGCAUUCUAGUCCUGCGCUUUCUCUUGGGAAUGGCGGAGGCAAGCGUCAGCCCAUGCAUGAUGAACUUCACCUCUAUGUUCUACAAGCGAUCUGAGCAGCCGCUGCGAAUGAGCCUGUGGCUUUCUGGCAACGGAAUGGCCACCAUGGUAGGAGCCCUACUGGGCUUCGGCCUCGGUCAUUCGCACAACACCAGUCUCAAGAGCUGGCAAUUGAUCUUCCUCACCAUCGGCCUGAUGAAUCUGGUGACCGGGAUGCUCUUCCUCUGGAUCAUGCCCGACUCCCCGGCGACGGCGAAAUUCCUCACGCACCGGCAGCGCAUUGUCGCCGUGCAGCGCGUCUCGGAGAACAUGAUCGGCGUCAAGACGAAGCAGAUCAAGCCGCGCCAGGCGCUGGAAAUCGCCUACGACAUCAAGGUGCUCUGCUGUCUUGGGAUCGGCAUCGGCUGCGGCGUCAUCAACGGCGGCGUCUCCAACUUCGCCUCGUCGCUUAUCAAAGGCUACGGCUUCAGCGGGCUCUACGCCACCCUCCUGCAGCUGCCGACCGGCGCCAUCGAAGCCGUCGUCGUACCCAUCUGCGGCCUUGUCUCGACAUACGUCAAGGACUCCCGCUGCAUUGUGCUCGCCGUCGUCUGUCUGAUCCCCUUCGGCGGCCUCCUCGGCAUCCGCUUCACCAGCCUCGAACACCGCUGGACCCUCGUCGGCUGCACCUGGCUCCAGUACAUCAUCGGCGCCCCCGUCAUCAUCUCCUGGAAUCUUCUCUCCACCAACGUAGCCGGCCACACGAAGCGCUCCUUCGCCAACGGCUUCUGGUUCACCCUGUAUGCGGGCGGGAACGUGGCGGGCGCGAAUAUCUUCUUCGCCCGCGAAGCGCCGCGGUACUACUCGGCGCUGGCGGGUCUGCUCGUCUGCUAUGCGGGAAUGAUCGUUCUGGCUUUCGUGGCGUAUGUGGCGAUGAAGGUGGAUAAUGUUCGGAGAGAGCGUGCAGCGGUGGCAGGGACAACGCCGGAACAGCGUGAGGAAGCGGCUGUUUUGGAUGGGUUCAAGGAUCUGACAGAUAUGGAGUCGAAGAACUUUCGAUACGCGCUUUAG
Aspergillus terreus NIH2624 is the source of this 1542-nucleotide messenger RNA. RefSeq names its product putative MFS allantoate transporter. The transcript has 5 exons. Gene Ontology annotation, molecular function: transmembrane transporter activity. The record is from RefSeq and is a predicted model, not a curated record. Gene Ontology annotation, biological process: transmembrane transport. Gene Ontology annotation, cellular component: membrane. NCBI's taxonomy places the organism in Eukaryota, Fungi, Ascomycota, Eurotiomycetes, Eurotiales, Aspergillaceae. The coding region runs from base 1 to 1542 and encodes 513 amino acids.